Molecule: messenger RNA, 2347 nt
Organism: Dunckerocampus dactyliophorus (ringed pipefish)
Lineage: Eukaryota; Metazoa; Chordata; Actinopteri; Syngnathiformes; Syngnathidae
Product: endonuclease domain-containing 1 protein-like
Exons: 2
Coding region: 1294-2205 (303 amino acids)
Molecular function (GO): nucleic acid binding; hydrolase activity; metal ion binding
Source: RefSeq, a predicted model, not a curated record
AAAUAAAUCAAAUGACGUGUCAAGGAGGAGAAUGAAAAACAAAACCUCUGACUCAUCAAUAUUGAGCAAGACGAAUGAAUGCAGACUGACUGACACUCAGCUGUGGAAAUGUCUUACUCAGCUCAUUGUUUGGAACUAAAACUGUCAGCAAUCCCGGUUCUUCCCGGGUUAUGUAAUCACCAGGAAAUACCAAGUUUUCCUGAUAUCAUCGUGACUCAUUUGCAUGUCUCUGGUGCGCAUAACAGCCCGAAUCAUUCUGUAUUUAUCCAAUAAUAUUAAAUUCACCUGCGCACUCUUACCAUACCAGAGCUGUGACAUGCAAACUUCUACCACAAUAACUGACAGUCAUUUAAAAAAAACAAAAAAACAACAUUAUCUUGUCAUUAAAAAGUGACAACAUAACAGCAGACGAGGAAGAAAACGGGUGGCACUUGACAUGUGACCUUACUUCAAUGGGAUGUGCUGAGAUUAGCACAUCUCCUCGUGUCACGCUUUACUCGUUGUGCACAUCAUGGUCUCUCUGUUCUUUUGUUUUCCCAUCUAGUUGCCCCAUAUUCUUUUUCGUAUACCAGCAAUUUGGACAUCCGGUAAAAGAGUCUGAAAAGUGGCCGAAAGUAAGUUUUUCCCACCCCAAGAUAAAAACAGAACAGAAAACAAAAGACUGAUAAGGGGCUCUUUCGUGUUUAGGUUUAGCUUUAGCUUUCCCACAAUAAGGGAAGUUUAGAUGGACGACAUGUAAUAUGGAGAGUCUCAGAAGAGACAUUGAAAAAAGAAUACGUAGAAAGAAAAGGGACCACAGCCUUUAAUCAAUGAAUAAUUCAGUCAAUGUGGACUUGAUUGUUAAUGAGCAGCGUCUUGAAGAAACUGGGAGAGAAUGAAGUGCACUACAUGGUUGCAAGUUGCAGAGCUGCUGUUCAUUCAGCCUCAUCUAGUUAGUUGUCAACAGACCAAUUACGUCAGCUAAGGAAAGUUGCAUACAUCCUUGGAGAUUUUUCAAAAACACGAAAUGCAUUAAUUGGUCCUUAGUUUCCCCGAUUGUCGAUCAAGGAAAUGUCAAAAAGAUCACACACUUGAUUUGGGAACUAGUCCCCUUCACAUUGGAAGUUUUUUUCUGAGGUCGGUGAUGCGUUAUGGAUAUUCGUGACUGCCGGUCAAGAGGGGAAGUUCGCCAACCAGGGUAGGGGGCUGGGACAAAACUGUCACCCACAGAGUUUUUGCUGUCAACAUAUAAACGGAAAACCCAGCGGCCCUCAAGUGUCUCUCUCCAGCGGACUUCUUGCUGCUUUGCGCAAGAUGUUGCAGACACACCACCUGCGGUCCUCCAUCAGAUUUCUUUUUCUCCUGCUUUGCUGCUUCGAUGGUCUGGUCCUCGGAGAGCUCCACCAGGACUUUUCCAAGUGCCUCAAUUUCUUCUAUAAGGGAACACCACCGCAGGGUAUCAAUGCAACGGGAUACCAGCCUAUAUGCCAGCGCUUUAAGAAUCAGUACCGCUUUGCCGGCAUGUACCACCGUCAGAGUCGAGCACCUUUGUAUUCUGCGUACAUAAUCAGCUCGGCGGAUGGGAAACGGCCCGAUUCAACAUGGAUGUACGAACCACAGUUGGCAUUCUCUCGCGCAAGCGCUGAUAUGAAACCCUUCACCUCAUCAGUGGAUCAGAAUGUGAUGGAGAGUCAAGCAGUGCUUCAGGAUUACAAGAAUUCCACUUACACCAGGGGCCAUCUCAAUCCCAGCAUGCACCAGAAGACAACAGAAGACCGUGCGGCCACAUUCACCCUGACCAAUGUUGUCCCUCAGCGAGCGGGUUCCAACUCUGGCCCUUGGAAUUCCCUGGAGAAUGAAGUGAUGAGAAAGUUCAAGGCAUUCUGUGAGGGUCCAAUGUAUGUGAUCACAGGGGCCAUGCCUUAUGCAGAUGGAGCUCACUGGAUCAGUAACAGGGUGUCUGUUCCCGAGUACAUGUGGUCCGCCUACUGCUGCCCUUCCUAUAAGGCCAAGCUCCCCCAGGAUGUGCAACCCAUCUUCCCCACAUACGCAGCUGUGGGGAGGAAUGAUUGUUACAGUGAUGAGGAGAUUGUGCCAGUUAACCCCAAAGCGAGGGCCUCAGUGCGGGGAUACGAUGUGCGAAAGAUGCCUCUGGACACUCUGGAGGGUAUCCUGGCACAAAGGCUGGCCAUGCCCAUUAGUUUGUUUGAUGGUCAGUGUCAGUAACCGGCAGAACUCAAAUCAAGUCAGUCUGUUGUCUUUAGUCAAUUAAUUUAAUCAACAGAAUCAUUUAAUAUAAAUCUUAUUUCAUUUGAAAGAUUUUGUUAACCUUAUCAAUUUUUUGGAUGUAAGGAGACUGUGUAAGUGG